CGGCUUCUUCACCCAGACUGCACCCUGGUCCGGGUCCCAACCCAGGCCCUGGCCGGGAGGAGAUUCUGCGGACAUACAGGGAGCACCGUAGCUGCUGAGCCUCAGUCCUCCUCUAGGCACUGUCCCCAUCCUUGUCCCGCAUCUCCCUCUCCACCUCUUCUUCUGGUAGUUUCAGCCGCUGCCUUUCUCCCAUCCACCACCUUGGCCAUGCUGCACGCCGAGGGGCACGCUCUCCUGCGGGCAGUGGGGCAGGGGAAGCUGCGCUUGACUCGGUUGCUCUUAGAGGGAGGUGCUUACGUGAAUGAGGGCGACGCGCAGGGGGAGACUGCACUGAUGGCUGCCUGUCGGGCCCGCUACGACGACCCCGAGAACCGGGCCCGCAUGGUACGCUACCUACUGGAGCAGGGCGCUGACCCCAACAUAGCCGACCGGCUGGGGCGCACGGCUCUCAUGCACGCCUGCGCCGGCGGUGGAGGAGCUGCAGUAGCCACCCUUCUUCUAGCCCACGGCGCGGACCCGUCGGCCCGCGACCACGCUGGCGCCUCAGCUCUAGUCCACGCGUUGGACCGCGGUGAUCGCGAGACCCUCUCAGCCUUGCUGGAAGCCUGCAAAGCCAAGGGCACAGAAGUCAUCAUCAUUACUACGGACACUUCGCCAUCGGGCACUAAGAAGACCCGGCAGUAUCUCAAUUCUCCUCCCUCGCCGGGGGUCGAAGACCCGCCCACCCCAGUCCCAAGCCCAGGGGUUUGCAUGUCGCCUUCGGAAAUCCAACUGCAGACUGGAGGGGGAGGAAAAGCAGUGCUGUCUCCCCGGGCGCAAGAGGAGGAGGAGAAGCGAGACGUGUUCGAAUUCCCCCUCCCUAAGCCCCCAGACGACCCCGCUUCUUCCGAACCCCUCCCCAAACCGCCCCGCCACCCUCCACCUAAACCACUCAAGAGGCUCAACUCCGAGCCUUGGGGACUAGUCGCCCCUCAACCGCUCCCGCCAGCCGAGGGGCGACCAGCGACUGACCGAUUGAUUGCCGAAUUUAACGGCCUGGCGCUGACUAGUCGACCUCGGCUCUCUCGGCGCCACAGCACCGAGGGGCCUGAGGAAACACCCCCGUGGGCUGAAAAAGUGAUAGGUGGAGGGGCCCUUUCCCGGCGCAACACGGCGCCAGAGGCCCAGGAAUCGGUUCCCCUGCCCGGGCUGAAGCAGAAGCUGAGCCGCAUGGAGCCGGUGGAGGUAGACGGCCCCAGUCACCUAUGCACUGACUCUGUGGACUCUAGUCGCUUGUCUCAUGAGCGCCGCCGGUACAGCGCUUCCCCACUCACCCUCCCUCAGGCCAGCUCAGUUCCUUCACCUGGGCAGUCUCAAGAGAGCCUUCCGGGGGCGGUGUCUCCUCUGAGUGGGCGGAGACGGAGUCCUGGGCUGCUGGAACGGAGGGGCUCUGGGACGUUGCUCCUGGACCACAUCUCCCAUACCCGGCCAGGCUUCCUGCCACCACUCAAUGUCAGUCCCCACCCUCCCAUCCCAGACAUUCGACCUCUGCCAGGGUGUCGGGCUCCAUCCCUCCCUGCUCCCCAUUAUUCCGGGGGCCUUGGGUCUCCCAGAGCCAAGCGGAAAUUAGUGAGACGCCACUCCAUGCAGACAGAGCAGAUCAGACAGCUAGGGGGGUUCCAGAGUCUAGGGGGACCAGGAGAACAAGGGCGUUGAGGGGUUAAGAGGAGCUUGGAAUGGUGUGGACAAGGCUAUGGCAGGGCAGGUGAGGCCACCAGCUCAAAUGCACCAUGCACACACACUAGAGGCCACUUGUAUGUUGCUCCUAGGCACUGCAUAGUGCACUCUUUGCAGAGAUGCACAUGUUCACGGGCACAGAGCACUUUACCUGAAAGGUCACCAGGCUUCUCACAUGUACUGGGUAGUCACGCAUAUAUAGGGGUUGUGUGUGUGGCUGAUGCAACCAUGCACUUGCAUGUGGGAUCAGCAGGAACUCACAGGCACUAUGCACUUGCAUGCACCAUAAGGUCAAAGGUGCUCAUUGGCACAAGGGCCCCCAAACAUAUUUGCACUUGUUCACUGGCAGUGACGUUACCUGCUAAUGACUAGUGCCUAACCUAACACCCCUCCCCCCAAAAGAAAACCCUCCACGAUCCUUUACCUUCUUGUGCUUGCAAUUAUUUAUUUCUAUUUAUUAAGUACAGUGGCACAUGCCCUAUAAUGCAUUAUUUACACACCCAAUCCCAGUGGAAAUGUCUUGACUCUUUUGGGAUCCCCUUUAACCUACUUACUAGGUUCUCUGGGUUCUCUGAUCCUCUGCUCUCCCUUCCCGACUUCCACACCCCACACAACUCGGGAAAAUGUUGCUUUCUCACCCCUGAGUUCUCCGUCUGGGAGGGAACCUCUUGAGGCACCCAGCUCUGCCACUCCCCUCAUUGUUCCCUCAACUCUUCCCUCUUUGCCUCCAAUAGACCAGAUACUCCCUUACCCCAAAUCAAUUCAUUAUAUCAGGUUGUCUUGUCUUCCCAGGAGGAGUGGGGCAUGCAGUCCAGACUGCUCUUUCAUGUGAGCUUCUGUCCUCUCUAAGGCAGAGGAGGGCAGUGAUCUGAAUCCCCCUCUGGACAUAUCAAAAUAAAGGUGUUCAGAAGUUUCAACCACGUCUUUCCACUCACUUGGGAGGAGGGAAAGGGCUGGGCAAUACUGAAUCUAAUCUUGAUCAUAACUUAAAGAUCAUAACAUAAAGAUUAGUGAAAGCCCUGCAAUGGUGGUAGAGGAAACGCUAACAACUUUCAUUUCCUCAUCUUGAAAUUUCAGUUCUUUCCUCUUAUUUUCCUUUGGAUCCCUAGGAUCUAGCUAUCUCAGAUUCACCUAAAGAUAAGGAUAGAACAUAUGGAUUUAGUGCUCAGAGGUAAACAAAGUGCUUUUUACAUCAAAACAACGCAAUGAGAAACGUAGGGCAACUGUUAUACCCAUUUUAUAGAUGAGGAAACUGAGUUGGAGAGACUGAAGAACUGGCCUAUGAUUCCAUCAGUAAAUAAACAGGAAUGAAUUCGUCCAAGAUCUAGUUGCCUCCCGGGCUCUUUCUACUUCACCACUUUGUUUAACACGCUUAAUGAUCCACUGAUCUGAGGAUAUCAAACCACUUUCACGGACACCGCCCCUCCCCACCCAGCAAGGGUCCUCAGCCUCUCCGCCUGGACUUCACUUCCUACACAAACCCAGG
Molecule: messenger RNA, 3202 nt
Organism: Vombatus ursinus (common wombat)
Lineage: Eukaryota; Metazoa; Chordata; Mammalia; Diprotodontia; Vombatidae
Product: ankyrin repeat domain-containing protein 34A
Exons: 2
Coding region: 208-1695 (495 amino acids)
Molecular function (GO): protein binding
Source: RefSeq, a predicted model, not a curated record